CUUUUUUUGUGUUGAGUUUUUACAGCAGCUUCCUUCCGAUGGUAAAUUGUAGGCCAGAGUUGGCGGAAAUACGUCAGUUGUGUGGGCUCUCUGAAGCUUGACUGUGUCUCUUAAUUUCGGAUGAAGGGAAGGAGAGGGGGGCGGGAGAGGAAAUUGUAAUCACUCCUGUCGCUUUAAGGACACUUAUCAAAGCCUUCUUAUGCGAAUAGAAAAUACCACGAGCCCCGGAGCAGCGGAGCCGCACAGGGACGGACCGGAGUGGAUUUAUAGGAAACUCAACAUGAUCUAAACUGGAAUAGACCGCUUCAUCGCCUCGUGGAGUUUGGCUACACACUGGAUGGCUGUCUUAUUCGGACGGUUCGGAUCAUUUAGGGAAUAUUGCGCAUAAGUAGCUUUCAGACUCGGGAUCCCUUUUGCAGCCGGCAGCGGGGAGAGGAAUAUGGUGUAAAACUCACCGCGGACGGGAUUAUUCACUCGAUCGAUCCUCUACGUAGGCUACUUGUCCGCCAGGCGUUUUGUUUCGGACGGAGAGCGCAGAGCUCUUCCCCUGACAGCCCUGGAUCAUGGAUCGGGGAGGUGGAAAACAACAACGGCCAGCGACCGGAUUUCUCUGCGCCGUCUGCAGCACGCAGCGAGCCUAGGCGACAACAGCGCUUGUUAUUCAAUCCCGAUGCCACAAAAGUUACAAAGCGGCUACAAUGCGUGGAUCUUCUGAACCCGUUCGCCGUUUUGCACCUGCUUUAGCGGUUACCGCGUCGACAUAGCGCCGAUUCGUGACAACCGUAACGCGCGGAUCCGCGUCGCUUUCUGCUCGCCCAAGUGGAAUACCUGAACAUUUUCUGAUCGUAAUGGAGAUUGCGGAGGUUUAUACUCAAGGUCAUUGAGUGGUGUAAGGCUAUAUUUGAUUUGCGUUGUUAUUGACACACACGCGCAGCGCUAUCUUCCGUUAUAGCGCUGCUUGCAAUUGCCAGUCCAGUGCGUGUUACUUGUUAUAACGCGCUGCAGCGAGCGGUCCGCCGAGCGCCUGCUGUGGAGUUGUGUUUAUCUUUCUCCUUGACACUGUAAGCGUUCUCCCACAACAUGGAGGGGAAAUUGAAACCGGGUCGGAGGUGCCGGACCAAGCGGGAGAGGGUGCGGAGGUUGCGGGAGGCAGGAAGCAGAGACGCCCGCAGCCCCGACCCCAAAUCCUCCUGCUCCGACAGGGAGGGACACAGUCCGGGGAGGGACGCCGCCUCCCUGCCCGGUAAGAAGGCGCCGCGCCCCGCAGCCACAGCCAGAGCUCCGCGUACCCCCCGGCGGAAGAGACGGGAGUCCAGCUCGCAGGAGGAGGACAUCAUUGAUGGAUUUGCUAUCGCCAGUUUCAUCAGCCUGGACCGUCUGGAGAAGAAGACCGGAGUCGUGAAGAAACAGGAGGAGAAGAAGGAGCGGUGGAAGGAGAAAAAGGUGGCAAAGCGGCAGAAAAAGGAGGAUGAGGAGAUGGGGGAAGAAGAGGAGAACGUCCAGCCGGUGGUGGAUGCCCUGGAAAAUGGCUUCCUUCAUCACGCCCAGCGGGAGCAGGAGAGAAUGACAGAGAGGCUGCUGAAGAAGACUUACUCCAAGAGGCACAAAAUGAUCAAACCUUUUGCACUUUGUCCAGUCAAAGUCAGAGAGGACGAGAAGGUGCAGGAGCUCAGCCGACCGCACAGAAGCAACUCCAAGGAGCAGCUCACCGAGAGUUCCAUUCACUCGCUGUCAGGCCGCGGCUACUCGGUGCAGCCAGCAGCAGUGGCCCUACUGAAGUGUGACAGUGAGAGUGACAUUGACAACAAGGUGUCUGAUGUAGGAUCGGAGAAGCUUUUUUCCCCCACCACACCCAAAGGUGUGCCAACGAAUGACUGUCCAGAGUCCAAGACUUGUAGCUCCGCCAAAGUAUCAGGGCUCCAGCGCAGCCAGGAGCAGAGCAACAGGGAGGUGCCCUUCAGGCCUCCUGUGCCCAGCCCCACCCCAGCUUCGGCGCCUACGGGCUCCCCUGCCCCCGCUGCAGCGGCGGCCCCCCCAGAACCCCCUAGGUCGUGCCUCCCUACCCCGCCUCCUCUCAGUGUCAAAAAAGAGCACCGCCCUCUGGCCCAUAUCCCUACCCCUCCCCUGUUGAGGGCGCCACCCCACCCUCACCCCCACACCCACCCCCAGUCUCACCCUCACCAUCACACCCACCCCCACACCCACCCUCACCACCCUCACCCUCCUCACCCACACUUGCACCAGGAGGCCUGUGUUCAUCUGCCCCCACAGCACCACGCACGGCCAGUAAUCAGCCACCAGGUGCAUCACCCGCUGCAGUACAACAGUCUCCACGACAUCAGCCACAGAAGCAGUCCAUUGGGUCUUCCCAAACAGCACUUGCCUCCAUCCACUCACCACCACAUCAGCGGGCUCCCAUCUUCCGCCCCCGCCUUGCCUCUGUCCAUAGAUAACCUCUCUACCUCGCACUAUUCCUCCCUACGGAGCCCGGCCCAUCGCCAUCCGGCCAUGUUUGCAACCCCAGCCACACUGCCGCCACCACCUACCUUACCGACCAACAGUUUAGUGGUGCCUGGGCACCCCGCCGGCAACCCUUAUCCAGAUACCAGCCUGUUGAUAUCAUUCAACCAACCAAUCAUGUAUUGCCAGCCUCAUUCGGGGAUUCUGAUUGGCACAUUGUCACAGGCAACUCUCUUACCACCACCAAUGAGUCCCCACGUAGAAAACCCUCACAGCAUGAGCUGGAGAAACAGAGAAUGCCAGUUCGACAAAUACGCCCCCAAAAUGGACAAUCCCUUUAUCAGACAUUCAAACUUCUUCCCCUCCUACCCCCCCACCAUGCCAGGCAUGCCCCCGCUACUCCCACACUCGGGACCCUUCAGCUCGCUGCAAGGAGCCUUCCAGCCCAAGUCAUCUAAUUCCAUUGACGUUGGGGGACGUCCUGGAGUACCUCACACACUCCUACAGAAGGAUCCCCGGAUAACAGAUCCAUUCAGGACAUCUGUUAGGAAACCUGGCAAGUGGUGCGCAGUGCAUGUCCAGAUCGCAUGGCAGAUCUACCACCACCAGCAGAAAAUGAAGCAAAUGCAGCUGGAUCCUCACAAACUAGACAUGAAUGGGAAGCUGGACCUGUUCAGUCGACCCCAAGCUCCAGGAGUCUUCCCAGGGUUUCCGUACACUCAUGACCUAGCACGACCCCUCUUCUCUCCCACAGGCUCUGGUCACCCCGCUCCCUCUCCAUAUGGCCACGUCCCCCACCCUAGCGGCUUCCUGCCUCCUAGCCAUUUGGCAGGUAAGUAUCCUUUCAGUCGCUCCAGUUCCUAUGGCGGCCUCGGCAACCUUUCAAGCUGUGCCUUCGGAGGAUUAGGCAACCCUUCGCUUGGGUCCAACAGCAUGUUUGGCACCAAGGAGGGGCCAGGAGGACUGCCCACGUUUGGCAGCCCCCACCACGACACCUGGAACAGACUUCGACGCACCCCGCCAUCUUUCCCCACCCCGCCACAGUGGCCCAAAACCGGAGACGCUGAGCGAAGCAGCUCAGCCAACAUACAUGAGAGAGAACGAGAAAGAGAAAGAGAAAAAGAGAAAAGAGACUCGUCCACCGGGAAGGAGGAGAAGGAUAAAGACAGGGAUUCUGUGGAUCGCAAUCGUCACUCCAACCGUUCAUCUCCGGCCUCCGCGCCAGUCAGCUACCAGAUGAGCAGCCUGAUCCGCUCAAACAGCCAGAACUCGUGUGACUCGGGGCGACAUCACAGUGGCAGUGUAGAUCGGGUCCGUGAGUCGGAGAAGGAGCUACUGGAGCGCCACAGAGAAUCUUCCACGUUGGGUGAUGUGAAGGUGAAGGAGAGCCGGUCGCCUGGCAAGGAGAUUCUAGAGAGGAGAUCCUCAGAAGACUCCAUCAAACCCGCUCAACGGUCUCCUUCCCCAUACUCCAAGGCAGUGAUCAAUGAGCAGGGCAUGAAAAUGGCUGGUGGGCCCCCGCCUACACUCAAGGACAGCGAGAGGAAAGAGCCCCCACCUGCAGAGCUCCUCCAAAAGGUGAAAAAUGACAUGAAGAUUAAGGAGGAGAGGAAGGAGGAGAGGAAGGAGGAGAGGAAGGAGGAGCAGGAGGUCAUGCUUAUAAGUUCGGAGCCGGCCCCCCAACCACCAGCCCAAUCUCUCCCUGCUCAAAUCAGCCAGCCUGUAAACCCACACCACCACCACCCACCUUUGUCCCACCAGCACCCUCUUUCCUCGCCACGGGGCAGUGACAUUCCAGCACCUGUUCUGCAUGGCGUCCCCAUGGGACACUCUCUGCCCCUUUCAAUGAGUGCCAUGCCCCAGAUGGGAAGCCUCAAUGUGCUGGACCGGGCGCGCAUGGCUCCCUUCAUGGGCGUGAGCCCUCUGGCAGGAAGAGAGCGCCUGCCCCACCAGGCCUUCCCUUGGGACCCCCUCAGAGAGGCCUACCGCAGCCUGGACCUGCAGCGGCGCAUGGACUUCCAGCUCCGGGCCGAGCAAGGACAUCGCUUCCCCAGUGUGUACGAUCAGGAGCGAGCCUACCGCGAAAGGGAGGCGCACGACUACUCUCACCACGAGCACCUGUUAGAGGUGCGCAGGGAACACGAGAGGAUGAGGCAGCAGGCGGAGGAGCGAGAGCGCAUCCACCUGAGGGAGGAGCUGGACAGAGCACGCCUCCAUCAGUUGCACCAGUCCCCCAUGGAGGGCCAUCUACCCCACAUGCCCCCCUUUAUGCCCCACCUAGGUGGCAUGCACUACCCGAGACUCAGCCCCUCCACGGGACACAACGGCCCUCUGAACAGAACACCACCGACUGCUGCACUCAGUGCGCCCCCGCCCCUUGUACCAGCUGGCGGUGGCAGGCCCGCCUCACCCAGGAGGACUACCCCCCUCACCACCCAAGAACCACGGGACUACUCCCCAUCUCGCAACCCCAAAGAGGUCGAGGCUCGGUAGCUUCUUAGAAGAGUGCACAAAGUCUUUCUCGACGCACUCCACACAAGCCCCACUCUCCUAAUCCGAAAUCUUCUCGUGAACAAAAUGCACUGCUCUGAACCAGAUAGGAGCACAACUUCCUUAGGGAAAGGGUAUGAUUGUACAAAGUAAAGGUGUGUAAGGCUGAUUAAGCACAUGCCAUGACUUUAUUUUUCGUGGUCUGGAAGUUGAAAAAUGUCGGUCGAGAGAACAUAAAUGUGUAUGUUUAUAUCCGACUUAAAUAUUUGAUAAUUAUUAAUAUAUUAAUCAAAUACCUUUUUUUCAGCUCUGUUCAAAAAGAAAGGUCCUGAAAUGAGUUUGUACAUUUCCUAUCCUUGUUCCAUGUAUAUAUAUAUAUAUCAUUUCUAUGAAUUUUAUGUAUUUUGUGCAUUAGUCAUGCCUUUUACAAUAUUUAUCCCAGUUGAUUGUGAGACAUAUCCAUUAUGACCCACUGUAAAGACUGGAUUUGGUUUCAACCUUCAGUAAUUUAACCUCAUGGUACCAGGAUAUCCUCAAUGAUGACAAUGUACAAUGUUACAUUACCGAUUUGUUUUGUUCAUUUGUUUUGCCUUUGAGAUAUGCAGAUAAAUAUAUAUUAUGAGGUCUUUAUUCAGUCUCUGUAAAGAAAACUCAUGUAAAUAACUUGUUGAUAUUCUUUUGCUGCAAAAUGACAGUGUAAAUUUAUUAGUCUUUUUAACCAUUUCUAGAAAAAUGAAAUGAAAUGAAACUUGGGGAUCGCUUCCCUUUUGAAUAUCAUGGCAACAGACAUGCCUGGCCAAUGGAUGAGAAGUAUGACGAGAGGGUGUUGUAGGGGGGCCGAGAAGGAUCAUCUGCAAUCUAUGCAAAGCAGCACACAGCACCCUAAUGAAGAAAUCACCCGGAGGGAGCAGACAAUACUGGUGAUACUGAAAGAUACUUGGAUUAACACUUGUUUAUAAAUAAUGAUGGAAUUAUUGAAAGACUUCCAAGUCAAAAACUGGACCAGCCCCAGACAGACAAGAAGGACACUUUUUAGUGGGUGGCAAAAGGACUUUCUCUGUCAACCUUGUGGUGUUGUGCAGUUGUUUUUCUUAGACUCUUGUAUACAAAACAAGUAGAGUUUUAGGCGUGCAAAAAAAUGAAAAUGAACAUUCUUGGUUUAAAAUGUACGGAAUAAAGUUUGGACCUAAUGUCA
Molecule: messenger RNA, 6145 nt
Organism: Pseudoliparis swirei
Lineage: Eukaryota; Metazoa; Chordata; Actinopteri; Perciformes; Liparidae
Gene: fbrsl1
Product: fibrosin-like 1
Exons: 20
Coding region: 1081-4953 (1290 amino acids)
Source: RefSeq, a predicted model, not a curated record